Messenger RNA from Anopheles maculipalpis, 711 nucleotides. RefSeq names its product von Willebrand factor-like. The record is from RefSeq and is a predicted model, not a curated record. The transcript has 6 exons. NCBI's taxonomy places the organism in Eukaryota, Metazoa, Arthropoda, Insecta, Diptera, Culicidae. Bases 1 to 711 code for a protein of 236 amino acids.
AUGAAACCAGUAACAGCGUUCGCUUGUCUGAUCGUGUUGAUCUUUACGUUACAGAGCGUACUGUGUGCUUGCCCUUAUGCACAUCCGUACCCGUACCCUUUCCCAUCGCAUGAAUGUGGCCUGAACGAGGAAUAUCAAGAGUGUGGUACAGCCUGCCCUAAAAACUGUUUGGAACGCGAAGAUAGAGCUUGUACGUUGCAGUGUGUGCCAGGGUGCUUCUGUAAGCCCGGUUUCAUACGGGAAACUAAGGAAGGCAAAUGCAUUCCGGAGUGUGAGUGUCCCUGCUUCAUUUUGAUGCUGUUCAAAAACGAAACUAGUACCAUGAGGUCUACCCAAGCACAUUUAUUUUUGGCCGUCAUAGCCCUUACCCUGGGUACGGCUUACUUAGUCCCAGACGAGUGUGGUCCAAAUGAGUAUUACAGUGACUGUAUACCGACGUAUCAGCUUCACUGUGCAAGUAAAUGGGAAGUAGAUACUGUGUUUUGGUGUUUGGCCCUCGCAAUGAUUACUCUCACGAUCGUUUACGCUGAAAAGUGUGCCCCAAACGAAACAUUCGACGAGUGUGGACCUAUGAAAGAAAAGUACUGUUUCCCGUCUAAAAAGCAAAUCGCCGGAUGCUUUGCAGGAUGUUUCUGCUCACCCGGAUACAUCAGACAAUUCGAGGGAGGAGAAUGUAUACCCAGCAGCGUCUGUCCUGCAGCACUUCCUUAG